AUGAGGGAUAAUGAAGAGUGGGAAAAAGAAAAAAUAUAUGAUCGUCAAUUGAGAUUAUGGGGAGUGAAAGCACAAAAUCGUAUGAUGAAAUCCAAUGUUUUAAUUAUCGGAUUAAGUGGUAUUAAUAUAGAAAUAUGUAAGAAUUUGAUAUUAAAUGGUAUUAAUAUAACAAUAAUUGAUGAUAACAUUGUUGAUGAAGAGAUGAGAGAAAAUAUUUUUUUUCUUGAUGAAUCAGACAAUGGAAAGUAUGUUUGUUUAUCAAUUUUUAAGGAAUUGAAAAGUAUAAAUCAAUUAAUAAACAUUAAUGCUUAUAUUGGUAGAAUAGAUAUUGUGAAUGAUAAUAUCAUUCUUGAUAAACAUUUAAUAUAUAAAGAAGAAGGAAUAGAAAAUGAAGAAAUAAAUGAAUGUUUUAAUAUAAAUAAUUUUAUAAAUAAUUAUACUUCUGUAUGUAUUUCAUGCGAAGAUUAUCCAUUAUAUAAGUUAAUAAAUAUAAAUGAAAUAUGUCACGAAAAAAAUAUUGGUUUUUUUGCUCCAAUGUGUAACGGAAAAUAUGCAUUUCUUUUUUCUGAUUUCGGCAAUCAUACAAUAGAAGAAUCUUAUUACAAAACAAAAAAAAAUGAUGAAAAAAGUAAUAAAUUAAUUGAAAUAGAGUAUUGUAAGUUAUCUCAUUUUUUAAAAGUAUCUUUCAAAAAUUUUCACAAAAAAACAAAUCAUAUAAUUUUUUAUAUGUUUGCCUUAAUACUAUUUGAACAACAUAAAGAGUUCAGUAAAGAUAAAAAGGAAAUUGAUGAAAAAGAAUUUUAUAAUUUUUGUAAUGAGUUUGCACUUAAUAAUGAUGAAAUUUUAAAAGAAAUUACAAAAAUGUAUAAGGUUACAUUUUCUCCAUCUUGUUCAAUAAUGGGUGGUAUAACUGCUCAAGAAAUUCGAAAGUUUGUGUCAAAACAGCAUGAGCCUAUACCAAAUUUUUGUGUUUUUGAUAUGAACCAAAAUAUUGCUUGUACAGCUAUGAUUUCAUGA
Plasmodium gallinaceum is the source of this 1017-nucleotide messenger RNA. RefSeq names its product ubiquitin activating enzyme (E1) subunit Aos1, putative (gene AOS1). The transcript has a single exon. Gene Ontology annotation, cellular component: SUMO activating enzyme complex; cytoplasm. Bases 1 to 1017 code for a protein of 338 amino acids. Gene Ontology annotation, biological process: protein sumoylation. Gene Ontology annotation, molecular function: SUMO activating enzyme activity. The record is from RefSeq and is a predicted model, not a curated record. Lineage: Eukaryota; Apicomplexa; Aconoidasida; Haemosporida; Plasmodiidae.